This is a messenger RNA of Struthio camelus australis, 3609 nucleotides long. NCBI's taxonomy places the organism in Eukaryota, Metazoa, Chordata, Aves, Struthioniformes, Struthionidae. The record is from RefSeq and is a predicted model, not a curated record.
CGCUCUCCCUCCUGCCGCAGGUGCUGCAGAGUCACGGGUACCGCAAGCUGGUCCUCCAAAUCGGCCACGGGGUGCAGGAGCCGGCCCCGGUGAGCACCCCGGCCUUCACGCUAGAGGCCUUCCGCUUCAAGGACUCGCUGGCUGAGGACCUGCGGAGAGCAGACCUGGUCAUAAGCCAUGCAGGUGCAGGUAGCUGUUUGGAGACGCUAGAAGAAGGAAAACCACUAAUAGUAGUAAUAAACGAAAAGCUGAUGAACAACCAUCAGCUUGAAUUGGCAAAGCAACUCCACAGAGAUGGACAUGUCCUCUAUUGUAAUUGCAGCACUCUUGUGGAGACACUGCAGUCAAUGGACUUGUCAACUUUGAAACCUUUUCCUCCUGGACAGCCAGAAAAGUUUGCUUUGUUCUUGGAUAAAGCUGUUGGGUUUGAAUAUGUGGAAGGGUCAUUUGAGAAGUACCUGGAACGACUGGGGGAUCCAAAGGAAAGUGCUGGCCAGCUGGAAAUAAGUGCUCUAUCAGUAAUCUACAAUCGAGACUUUAUUCUGUACCGGUACCCUGGAAAGCCACCCACUUAUGCUACAGACAAUGGCUUUGAAGACAAGAUUUUACUGUGUUGUUCCGGCAACGGCCAUUAUGACUCUGUGUAUACAAAACAAUUCCAGGCAAAUGCUGCUAUUUGCCAGGCUGUAUUGUAUGAGAUCCUGUACAAAGAUGUGUUUGCCAUGGAUGAGGAAGAAUUAAGGUCGGCAGUUGAGAUGUUUCGAAGUGGGUCUAAGAAGAACAGAAACAGUGGCUCUGUAGGAAGUGAGGAUGCAAACUUCGAUUGUCUUCCUGAAAAAGUGUCAAAAAAUUCACCAGAAAAGAGAGUGGAAGACUGGGAAGGCAAUAACAUUGACAACGCACCUGAAGAUAAAUUCAAGCAAGGCGUUGAAGAAGCAAAGCCUCCAGAAAAUCCACCAAAGAUGCCUUUUCCAUAUAAAGUGCUAAAAGCUCUGGACCCUGAGAUCUAUCGAAAUGUAGAGUUUGAUGUUUGGCUGGACAGCAGAAAAGAGCUUCAAAAAACUGACUACAUGGUGUUUGCUGGGAGACAGUACUACUUAGGAGACAAGUGUCAGGUACGUUUGGAACCUGGAGGUAAGUAUUACAACGCUCAUAUCCAGGAAGUUGGACAGGAUGGCAACACAGUGACUGUGUUCAUUGAAGAACUAGCAGAAAAGCAUACAGUUCCAUUGGCGAACUUAAAACCAGUGACGCAAGUGGCACCUGUCCUUGCUUGGAAUGUGGUUCCCAGCCGCAAAGGAGGAAGCUAUCAGAAAAUAACAGGUGGAUACUUCUCAGGAUUAGAAAUGGAUAUGAAAACACGGAAGAGACUGCUUAAGAAAGUCCGUGGAAAGGAAGUUUUUAUGACUGUGGCUUAUAGUAGAGGUCAGCCAGUUCUUCCACCCCGGCUACAGCACGGUGUUCCUUCAGGGCGAUCUUCUCCAGUUCACUGCUCACAGGGUGGUGGAAACAUGGCACCUUAUGAACCCUAUCAUCCUCAGAAUCCUGCUCAGAGACAUAGCCGUGGAUUUGGGAUGCCGAGGGGAUCUGCCCGAUUUAUAAACAGGCACAACAUGGUUGGCCCUCAAAUAGCAUUCUACCCCAGUCCAGGAAAGAGAUGCUAUCAGAGCUAUGACAAUUUCUCCUACAGGUCCCGUUCAUACAGCCGUAGUCGCCGUCAGAUGCAGUGUGUGAAUAAGGAAUGUCAGUAUGGGUUUGUACCAGAGAAUGGAGAGGAGCCUCAAGGAUCAGAAGAAACAAUAACUUUCUAUGAAAUUGAAGAAGGGGAUGAAACUGCUUUUCCUGCUCUACCAAGCCAGGGUAGCCCUGCUCCCAUUGUGCAUGGUCCAGCAGGGUUCUGGGUAGCAAGGAGAGGCCCUAACUCUGUUCCAGCUAACAAGCAGACCCUGAAUUCCUCAGAGGAGGAAGUGGAAGAAACAAGUGAAAACGGGAAAUUUCAUGAAGAAUAUCUCUAUGCACCUUCAGAUCCAGACUGUGAAACUGCAACAGUAUUUAGUUCAGCAGAACCUACAGCAAACUUGGAAGAAGGGACAGUGUCUGUGUCUCCUCAAGAUGGAGGUGCUUCCUACAGCUAUCCCCAGAAGGUGAUAGUGAAUUCUGCAGUAAUCUCAACCUCCACCUGUGUUAAUGCUGCUCCAGCUACAGUCUUCUCAAAUUCUGCUGCUUCCUCUCAAGCCAGUGUCACGACAGCUGUUCCCCCGCAAACAGCAGUUCAACCAAUCCUAGUAUCUCCCCCUUCUAUAGGGAGGCCAGUAGCAGUUUCUUCAGUGCCAUUCCCAAUUUAUUCGGCUCCUCUUCCUCCAGUCAGUGAGGUGGGAGAACCUGGUGCCAUUCCUCCACCUUACUCUUGUGAUCCCAGCGGCAAUGACCUACCACGAGAUACAAAGGUUUUGCAAUAUUACUUUAAUCUGGGAUUGCAAUAUUAUCAUCAGAGCUAUUGGCAUUCCAUGGUUUAUGUGCAGCCAGUGCCACCACCAUCACCUGUGGAAGCUUAUCCAGCAUACACUGAGCCUGCCCCAGUCCUGGAUCAGUCGGUACCUCAGCUCUACACUGAUGCUGGGCGGACUGAAGUUCAUCAAGUUCCCCUGGAAACACCUGCAAAUGGUAACUUUCAAAAUGUAGAGCCUCCACCCCCAUCCCAUGGAACAGUGUAUUAUCCAGUAGUGUCGGAUCCCUUCAGCCAGCCGUCCCUCCCUGGAUUUGACUCUUGCAUCUCUUUAGUACCUACCUAUCACUAUAUUAGUUCCUGGCAUCCAGUAAAUCCAUCAUAUGGAAAUUCUCCCCGGAUUCCUAAUGCUGCAAGUUCUGGACCAUUGCACCAAGUCAGCUAUGUUGCCUCACCUAACCCUGCACCGCAUUACGUACCUCAAGGAAUGUAAAUCCGAGAGGCCUAAGCUCACUUCUUGCACUUGGUUUCUCUUGUUUCUUUUUGUCAACUAUAUGUUAAUAUUGUUUCAUAACUGUUAUCCUGCCCCAGUGGGCUGGGUACUGGUUGAUUAAACUGUAUUCAAAUUUCAUGUUUCUCUUCCGGUUUAUGCUAAUGAUACUCAGCUCGACAAGGUGAUGUUUUAGUGGAUUACAUAGGAAAGCGUAGUAAAAGACUAUACAUAAACUGUAGUGCUGGGAACACAUAAAAUAAAUAUGUAUAAAAACAUGCUGUCACUAAAGGAAAAUUGCAUCAUGUACCUCCAUGUGAGGUGUUACACUGGAACACUUAGUCACGUGGUUCUUAAGUACUAAAAUAGGCUGCUGUUGCAACUAAGAAUAAAAACUGGGUGCAGCGUCAUUGGAGGACAGAAAAUAAAAUAGGUUGGCUUUCUCAGAUUUCCCAAAACAGAACUUUAUUUGCCAUUAGUGAUCACAUUCUUGUAAUAGCUGUCUUUUCUCUGUUUAGUUUCAUUCUGCAUUGGCUUCAUGUCUCUUGAAGGUUAAAGAAUACUGCUUUGGUCUGUUCUGCUGUACAUUACUGUAUAUUUGUAAGAUUUGGUUUGUGAAAGAUAUUGCACAAAUGGUGGUAGGCUUGGUGUUAAAUUUGCACUGAUAGCACAA